This is a messenger RNA of Dermatophagoides farinae (American house dust mite), 853 nucleotides long. RefSeq names its product ER membrane protein complex subunit 8/9 (gene EMC8-9). The record is from RefSeq and is a predicted model, not a curated record. Gene Ontology annotation, cellular component: EMC complex. NCBI's taxonomy places the organism in Eukaryota, Metazoa, Arthropoda, Arachnida, Sarcoptiformes, Pyroglyphidae.
AUUGUUUUGCUUAUUCAUCAAAAAUCAUCAAAAAUAUUCGAUUCAUCUCAUAAACAAUUUGGAAGCUGAUUGAGCAACAUUGUAAUUUAUGAAAACAUAAUAAUCAUGUCUUCAGAUGAACAAUUAGAUUUAUCACCUACAUCCCCGGGAACAUCAUUAUCCAGCAAUAAUUCCAACGAUGAUCUAGUCAUUUCAAUAAAAUGUUACAUCAAAGUAUUGAUGCAUGCACUACGUUAUCCUCAUGCCAUCGUCAAUGGUGUAUUAGUGAUGGAAAAGAAAAAGAAAUCUGCUGAUAAAUCGAAUCGGCUUGUCGAUUGCAUUCCGUUAUUUCAUUCGGGUCAUGGCUUAACUCCAAUGUUGGAAGUUGCUUUGAAUCAAGUAUCGAAUUAUCUACAGAAUAACACCAAUUACACGAUUGGUGGAUAUUAUCAAGCGAAUGAUUAUUUCCAUGAAAUUCCACAUCCAAUUCCUACGGUAUUUGCUGAACGUAUUUCGGAUAAAAUUAACGAAAUCAAUCCAGAAUCGGUGAUGAUCAUGUUGAAUGAUUAUAAUCUAGCUACUUUUAUUGAUCACGCUGAAAAGCUUAAUCAACCACUAUUCAUGUACAAUUAUGUUGAUGGAAAAUUGAAACUAAAAUCGAUUAAUAAUAAUGUUCGUGGAUUUCAAUUGGAAAAUUUCCAAACACUUUACCAAGCCAUACAGGAAUUAAUAGUCCGAAAACAAUAUCAUUUAAACAUUGUUGAUUUCGACUCACAUCUUGAGAAUGUAAAACAUGAUUGGCGAAAUACUAAACUUGAUGAAAUGAUUGAAAAUUUUGAAAUUUAAUAAAAUAAAUAAUUUAUUAUGAUUAUGA